UUAAGAAAAAUUGUUUACUGAGAUGCAAAAAUUCAAAUAUCAAUCGAACGUUGAAAUAUCAUAAAUCUGUUGAAAAUUACAAUUAAUUCAAUAUUGAGAGUUGAUUGACACUCGAAUGAAAGCACAGAACUUUAAUACCGAAUCUAUCCUAAUGAAGGCAUUAGUGAUUGAAUCGUGACAAUGUCAUUAUAACUUAGUCUUCCUAAGACAUUAGCAUCAUCUUCACGACCCAAAACUCAACGAAGCAAAUAUCAAUAAAAUAACAUUGUCUGAUGCUACUCGGGAUAGAUCGCCAGAAAGUAUGGUCGCAAAGAUAUCAUCAAACUCUGCACCUCUGAUUCUCUUUCUUGCCUUUUUGGCGAUUUUUUUUUUAUAUAUUUUUUUGGUCGACUCAAAGGCAUUAUUUAUGUACAAAAUUAUUGUACCGUUGAAUCUGGGAAGAGAACGAAAUAAAAGUUGAUGUUGACAUUGCUAAUUUCUUCAGUAUUUUUUGGUCAAUCGAAUGGAGCACUGCAGAACAGAAAGGAAUAAAGAUUGUAGACCUUCUACACAAUAAAAUAAUUUAUUAAUGGGGUACAAUUUUUCUAGUGAAUUAAGUGAACCAAGUGCAUUAUUAACAAUAUCUCAUAAACUAUUGUGAUAACUCGAAGGAAGCUAAGAACUCAUAUAUAUUAAUUAUAGACAAUACUAACAACAUAAAUAUGAAAAAUCAUUGGAUAAUUUAUUUGUUCAUCAUCUGUCAUGUGUGUGGAUUAAUUUAUGGAAAUUUAGAGCUGACGCAGUCUUAUGCGAGUCAACUUAAUCAUCCAGACAAGCACGGGUAUCAAUCUGUCGUGCCAGGCACAGAGAAGCAUAAAUAUGGAUAUCAGCUGAAAGCAAGUGGGAAACACUUCCAUCAUACAUCGACCGAAAAGGAUGGCGUUAGACUUGGAUGUUAUGGAUAUGAAGUUGAAGGAAAACAAUAUGUGACACAGUAUGUAGCCGAUGCAAGAGGCUAUAGACUUGUUACUUCAGAAGAUCAAAUAACUGUUUAUCCGAAAUUCGGAGCUCCAGAAGGAAAAGCACAAUUCGGUUUCCGUCCUUUUGAUGACGACGAUGACGCACCAAGAAACGUUCGCUACUUUUUCCCUAAAGGCUGUAAAGGUAUUGACGUUCAAAUCGACAACUCAUCGAGACUCCGCUCGCUUAAAAUCUUUGACAAGUCUGCAAAACUUCCAGUAACUUUUAAACCUGUGAAACCUGAUACAUAUUUUUAUAACACUCCACCUCCAAACUAUCCAGGUCCCUCAAAUAUCUAUGCGCCGAAUAUGAUUCACGUUCCAACAGCACGACCCCCUCUAAUGAUUGCACAUCGUCCACAAACACCUCAAAGCACUUACUUAGCCCCUGAGAAACCCACAAACACUUAUUUGCCUCCUGAUAGUAGCUCUGUAGCACCAGAAAAGCCUGAUAUUACUUACUUACCUCCGGAACAGCCUGAUAAUACUUAUUUACCACCUGCUGAACCAGAAAAUUCUUACUUACCUCCAGAGGAACCUGAAAAUACUUACUUACCUCCAGAGGAACCUGAAAAUACUUAUUUGCCACCCGAAAAACCCACAAAUACAUACUUAACCCCAGAUAAGCCUAAUAAUACAUACUUACCCCCACAAAAUCCAACAAAUACUUACUUACCUCCAGUAGAUUCAACCUCAGAAGAAAUCCCUAGUGUAGAUUUAGUAACUGACGAACCUGAUAAUAUUCCUAUAGACCCAGUUCCAGAGGAAACUGAUAAUAUUCCUGUAGAUCCAGUUCCAGAGGAAACUGAUAAUAUUCCUGUAGAUCCAGUUCCAGAGGAAACUGAUAAUAUUCCUGUACAUCCACUUCCUGAGAUACCAGAUAACACUUACUUACCCCCAGAAGAACCUGAUAACACAUACUUACCUCCUAAUGAACCUGAUAACACUUACAUUCCACCUCCUACUUCUAAUAACACUUAUAUCCAGCCAAUUGACGAAACUGACCUUUUACCGCCAUUAUGUUCGACUGAAUCGUGCUGUAAAGACUCAAUAGGAAAAGUUGUGAUUCCAAUAAAGUUAAAGGGUCAAAACUCCAAUAAUUGUUGCAAUUAUGCAAAGCUAAUUUUACCGAUUAAAUUUUUCGAUGACGUAGAUUUUAAGAAGUUUAAGCAAUCUUUACCGCAGGAGCUCGACACUAACAAGAUAAUUCGACAGAUUCUCGAAAAUUUACUGUAAGAUUAUUUUAAAUAAGAAGAAAAAUAAAGUCAUAAAAAAUUUAUCAUUUUUUUCGUGUGUUUAAAUGCUUUACAAAAAGGAGCGACAAGAAACUGUUAAAUG
Chironomus riparius is the source of this 2336-nucleotide messenger RNA. The record is from the annotation of a GenBank genome assembly. NCBI's taxonomy places the organism in Eukaryota, Metazoa, Arthropoda, Insecta, Diptera, Chironomidae.